Molecule: messenger RNA, 1563 nt
Organism: Aspergillus mulundensis
Lineage: Eukaryota; Fungi; Ascomycota; Eurotiomycetes; Eurotiales; Aspergillaceae
Product: cytochrome P450
Exons: 3
Coding region: 1-1563 (520 amino acids)
Molecular function (GO): oxidoreductase activity, acting on paired donors, with incorporation or reduction of molecular oxygen; monooxygenase activity; heme binding
Source: RefSeq, a predicted model, not a curated record
AUGCUGCAAUUAUUACUCCCGGCGUCCUGGCCGGCUGCGCUGCUGGCUGGCGUUGUAUUGCCCCUCCUCUGGACCCUCUACGCCAAAACCCUGCACCCCCUCUCUCGCGUCCCGGGCCCCUUCCUCGCCUCGAUCACCCCCUUCGUCCAGCUCUACCACGGCCUCAAAGGCGACCGGCACCUCUGGAUCUACGACCUCCACCAACGCUACGGCGACCACGUCCGGCUUGCGCCGAACUUCGUCUCCAUCAAUAACGUUGAAGGCCUGCACAGGAUCUACGGACACGGGAAUAAAUUCCGCAAGGCGGACUUCUAUAACGGGUUCCUGGCGAUUCCGGGGGUUUAUAACACGCAUAAUGCGAUUGAUAAGGUUGUGCAUGGGCGGAAGAGGAGAGUACUCAGUCAGGCGUUCUCGGAUGCUGCGCUCAAGGGGAUGGAGGAUGUUAUGCUGCUUCAUGUGAGGCAGUUGUGUUCGAUUCUUGGGGGCGAGAAGCCGCGGACGAACGCGGAUAAGGAGGGCUCGACGUUUAAUAUGGCGAAUUGGUUUGGAUACCUGACGUAUGAUGUUAUGGGCGAGUUGUGCUUUGGGAAGAGCUUUGAUAUGCUUAUUGAUGGGGCGAAGAGGAGGAUGGUUCAUUUGGUUGAUCGCGCUGCGUAUCGGCACUACGUUUGCGGUCUCUGGAUGCCUCUGCACCGCUGGCAUCUCGACCAGAUCUUUAUCCGACGACUGACGAAUGACCGGUGGAAUUUCAUCAUGGAGUCGAGACAGGAAGCCAACAAACGGGCCAAGGAGAGGGCGUCUCUCGGGAAAGACGCGAAGAAGGAUUUCUUCUACUACCUGCUCAACGCGCGCGACCCUGAAACCGGAAAAGGCCUUGCGACCCAGGAACUCUGGGGCGAGGCGAAUGUUCUCAUGAUCGCCGGCAGUGAUACCACGUCCACCAGUCUCUCUGCCGCCAUCUUCUACCUGGUCCGCAACCCGCACGCUUUGAGCAAACUGCAGAAUGAAGUCCGGUCUCACUUUAGCGACGUCGAGCAGAUUGUCACCGGCCCCGAGCUGAACCAGAUGACAUACCUGAAAGCUUGCAUUGACGAGGCGAUGCGUCUCGCUCCCGCAGUCCCAGGGUCUAUCCCGCGAGAAGCAUCGGACCCGGUGGUCACUGUGGACGGUCUCGUUCUCCCGGAAGGAACCGGCUGCGGUACUCCUCCAUACUGCAUCCACAGACGCCCGGACUACUACCGCGAGCCUCUGAGCUACCUGCCUGAGCGCUGGAUCGAGGGCUCAACCUGCAAGACGGCAGACUCUGACUGGACUGUGACGAAGGAUGAGGUGGAAAUCGCCCGCAAAGCAUUCUGUCCCUUCAGCAUUGGUCCCCGGGGAUGUAUUGGGAAGAGCAUGGCGCUGAUGGAGAUGCGAGUCACCUUGGCUAGGCUGAUGUAUCUUUUCGAUUUUGAGCUGGCGGAUGCAACGGGCGAGGAUGAGAGUGGGCACUUCAAAUUGGUGGAUCACUUUGUUGUCUCCAAGACUGGGCCUAAUGUUGUUGUGAGGAAAAGGCAGGCUUGA